GUUUUUCUUAUAAAGAAUUUCUUAAUGACGUUAAUAAUGAUGACCUUAUGGAAACAUUUCAAACACAUUUACCUUUUUUUCUUAGUAAUAAUGAUGACCUUAUAGAAACUUUUCAAACACAUUUACCUUUUCUUUUUAGUAAUAUCAAUAAUGAUAACCUUGUAGAAACGUCUCAAACACACUUACAACUUUUUUCUAACAAAGCUAAAACAGUAGAAUAUGAUGAUACCUUUAAGGAACAAGUUUAUAGUCAAAAUUUAAACAUAGAAUCUCCUCAAGGAAGUAUAGACAUAGAAUUCUCUCAAAGUAUGAAUAUAGAGUCUCAAGAAAUUAUGGAUAAAGGACCUCAGGAAAGUAUGAAUGUAGGACCUCAAGAAAAUAUGAACAUAGGACUUCAAGAAAAUACGAAUGUAGGACCUCAAGAAUGUAUAGGCGUAGAAUUACAAAGAACUAUAGACAUAGAAUCUCUUCAAGAAAAUAUUCAACCAAAUUUGUAUAAGACUGUAGAAAUAGUAACACAACUUAAACAAGUUGAUAGUAAUAACACGAUAAAAGUUAGAUAUGUAUAUGGCUUUGGAAAGAUGAAAGCAGCACUUAAUUUAGCACUUAAGAUAGGUUGUGAAGACGAGCUUCUUGAUAUGAUAAUUGGUUUUAUUGAUCGGAAGAAAAGUAAUGCUAGUAUUGUGAACGAUGAGAAUUAUGAAGAUUUGCAUAUUUCGGAUCCUUUGGUUCUAAAACGACAUGGACGUCAGCUGAGUAAAUGUAUCAAGUCAUCAACGGAGAAUAAUAAAUCACAGCAUAUUAGUACCAGAAAUAGUGCAAUUAAUCCAGUUGAUCCAAAUUUACAUAUACAUAAAGAAGUUGAUAAAAGUACCACACUGAGAGCUCUAUUUAAUACUCUUAACAGCAAUUAUACUGAGAUUGACAAUAAUAUUUCUACUGGAGCAUCUCAAAGCAUGAAGGAAAAUAUUACUAAGCAAAAGUAA
Molecule: messenger RNA, 986 nt
Organism: Dentiscutata erythropus
Lineage: Eukaryota; Fungi; Glomeromycota; Glomeromycetes; Diversisporales; Gigasporaceae
Source: the annotation of a GenBank genome assembly